GGGUCGCCAAGGAUAAGCACGCGUAUCAUAGAGAGGGGUCGAACCGCGACGCCAGGUGCUCGGGAGUCGGGGAGUCGCUCCCCACCGCUCGGCGGCUUUCGGGCGAGAGGCGACACGCCAGCCCGCUACCCUCGCCGGCAUGCGUAGCGUCAGUGCUUUGGCCGCCGCCGCCGCUGUGCUGCCGCCCCCACCGCUGCAGCGCACUUGUACUGCUACCCUCUCGCCGACCAUGAUACCGAAGCAGCCGAGGAUCGCCUCGAUCGCACUUCGAGAGCAGAUGAACAGGCGGAGGCAGGCAAGCACCAAACCUGCUGCAGCCGUUUCCAAAGCUAAGGAGUUUUCGGGAGCGAGUCGCGUCGGGCAGCGAUCGCUGUCGGAAAUCCGAGCGAGCGCAAGAGGCGCGAGCGAGUCGGACGAGAAUGGCGAGGACGCGGGCGCGCUGGCCGAGGAAGCGUUCAACGCCGACGAGCUGGUCAGGAAGAACUACGAGCUGCGGCACCGCUUGGAAGAGGAGGCUGCCAGCUACAAGCGACGACUGGACACCUAUCGGCAGGCGCAGCAGCACCAGGCGGCGCUCGUCUCCCGGCUGCAGGCCAAAGUACUCCAGUACAAGCAGAGGUGCUCGGAACUCGAGAGCCAGAUGGCCGAGGCGUCGCUGCCAUGCGGCGAGGAACGCGCCUCGUCGGCGCCCGGCCAGCUGAUACUCCAGGCCGCUCAGCAGACCAUGAGGGAGAUGCGCGAGGAGCACAUCAACGACUUGGAAACGGCGCUCAAGAGGCUCCACGAGGAAAGGAACAGAUCGGAUAAGCUGCUGCAGCUCAACGUCAGCCUGAAAGACCAGCUGGAGGAGUCGCACUCGACGAACGAGGCGCUGACGAGCGACCUGCAGAAGCUGUCGAGCGAGUGGGACGCGCUGCGCGAGGAGCUGAGCCUCAAGGAAGCCGAGUGGAAGGAGGAGGAGCUGGCGUUCAACGAGUACUUCAAUUCCGAGUACAACAAGCUGCACUGCCUGUGGAACGACGCCGUCUCGCUCAAGCGCCUCUACUCCGACAUGAAGUUCGCGACCGAGCGCGACCUUAGCAAGCUGCGCGGCCACCUCAACUCGGCGGUCAGCGACACCGUGGCCGCGUGUAGCAGCACCAGCUUCUUGAUGAAGCUUCAGGCGCAGGCGGCGUCGUCCUUCCACUUGCCAGCGACCAAGUCGCCCAAACACGAGGUCGAAUUGCAAGCCGCCGUCAAGAAGCUGGACGCCGCGCACACCGAGAUCCGGGCCAAGGACGAGAGGAUACAGCAGCUCCUGCGCGAGGUUCAAUCUCUGGAGGAAAAGUGCGCGGAGUCGGAAGCCAGCCUGAGCCAGAGGCUGCGCGAGCAAGAAGACGCGUCCGCGCUGCAAAGUGCCCUGCGCGACAUCGCGAGCGUGGUCAUACAGGACGCCGAGAUGCGCGAGCUCGAGCUAGUGAGCCACCUGCACUUGUCACCCGGCGCGACACUGCCAGCCGCGAGCGGCGGCUGCCUGAAACGAUCGGCCAGGCCCGCCAGCACGAUCCCAGCGUUCGCCGAGAGCACCAUCAGCGCCGUGCAGGCCGCCUUGCACAAGUAUCAGCUGACCAUACACGAGCUCACGGUAAAGCUGCAGACCAGCCAAGAGCAAUUGAGUCUCUCUCGUAAGCAGGCUGAAGGACUCGACGAGCGGCUGAUCGUCCUCGAAGAAAAGAACGCCGAGCUGAUCUCACAAGUGGACUCGCUGCGUUCGCAAAGUGCGCAACUGUCGCAAGAGCGUGAAAUCCUACAGAAAGCCUUGGACAGCGCGAGGAGCGACAACGCGCAUCUGGACAAGAGCCGUUUGGAAAGCGCGAGCAAGUACAACGGCUUGAGCGCCGAUUACGAAAACGUGGCCAAGAUCAACAUGAAGCUCGACAAGCUGUGCCGCAGCUUGGAAGACGAGAAGACGUACCUGCAGUGCGAGCUCGACCGAGUGAACAAGGACUGCGAGUCGAGAGAAGCGAGCCUCCGGGCCGAGGAGGAACGCUCGAGCAAGCUGCGCGAGGAAAUCCUGAGCGUGGCGGAAGAGUUGAACAAGGCUCAGCUGGCGAAGGAGGUGCUCGAGCAGAACAAGAUCGAGUCGGAGUGCUACCUGGCUCAGGUGGAAAAGUCGAAGGCCGAGUUGGAGCUGGACCUGGAGCGGCUGAUCCUGGUCAAGUCCGAGCUGGAGGAAAUGGUCACCAAGCUGCAAUCGAUUUGCUUGAGCCACGAGCAAGAAAGCGCGAGACUCCAAGAUGAGCUGCGUCGCGCCAACGAGGAAAAAACCCAGCUCUCCUCGCAAUGCGCUGACCAGCAGAGCGACAUGACGUCGCUGAGGAAAGAAUUACUGGCCGGCGAGCAAGCGAGAAUGAGCUUGGAGAACGACAAGGUGACGCUGCACGAGAAGGCCAAAUUCCUGGAGAUCGAGAAGGAACGCCUGGAGGUGGAAUGCGCGCAGAUCAGCAGGGAAAGGGCAGAUCUGAGUAACCAGUUGGCAGCCAUGGCAAGGAGCAAAGAAGCACUCAACGAGGAAUACGUUCGCUUGAGUCAGAAGCACGAGCACACUAAAGACAUGAUCAACAGGAUCAACAGGGACGUUGCCGAGCUGGUGAAGAGUGGCGAGGAAAAACAAAUAAUACUGGAGAGCAACGACAAAGAAAUUCAAGGUCUAAUCGAGCUGCUCAGCUCCUUACGUAGCGAGAAGGAAGCCUUAGAGACAGCAUUGUUCGACACCACCAGCAAUCUGGAGGACACUCAUGCCAAGAGGCAGCAACUGGAGAAAGAGAAUCAAGAAUUGCUGAUCAAGCAAGAGAGCUUGAAGAACCAAGUGCAUCAGCUGAAAAAGGAAGUGGAUCAUAGCGAGAAACACGCUCGCGACGUUAAGAUGAGUUUAACGCAACUGAGCGAAAAACAGGAAUUGGAAUUCCAAGCCGUGCUGGCAGAUUUGAAGAAGCAGAGCGAAGAAGCCUUGAGGAGACUCAACGAGGAGAAGGACCAAACCAGAAUCAGUCUCGAGCAGAAGCUCCAACAGAUCAAAUCCAAACUGGAGCAGGAGAAGAACAAUGAGAUCUCGCAGUUGAGUCAGAGGCUCGACGAACUAUUACACGAAAAGGAAAACUUGUGCCAGCAACACGAGGAGAUACUGUUGAGAGCGGAGAAUGACAAACAGCAGUCUCUGUUACUUGCUCAUCAAGACCAACAAGUUCUGCAAGAGAAGGUCGAUUCUCUGCAGCGCGAGCUCGAAGGUGAGAAAGGCGCUUCGGAGCGGCUCCGGCGGGAAUCGGCAAGUCGCGAAGAAAAGGAUCGCGGCGAGCUGAACAAACUACGAGACGAACUGACUCGUAUCAAGAACAGACUAGAAGAAUUGAAAGCGAGAUCCGACGAGGAGAAGCUGAAGCUGGAGAUCAAACUCGAGGAAAUAAAAAACGAGAGGGAAGCGGCGAUGAAAGAAGUGGAGGAGUUACAGGUUCAGCUGCACGUGUCCGAGGACAAGGUUGACGAUAUUCAGAACCAGUUGCUUGAGACCAGCAGAAAGCUCAAAGAGGCUGAGGUGACAAUUGAAAAUGCGCGAAAAGAACUUGUGGAUGUGCGCCGUCAACUGAACGAAUCCAACUUCGAGAAAGACAAAUACAGCAGUACCAAUAAAGAACUGAGAGAACGUAUCAAACACGUGGAAGGCGAGAAACGCGAACAAGCUCGGUUGCUUGAGGAAUCUUACCAGAAGCUUGCCGGGUUGGAAGAAGCAAAAGCAACGCUCGAGUCAGAUCGUAACAGAAUACAAUCGAACGUGCGUGACACCGAGCGUGAGAUUCUUCAAUUACAGCAGCAACUGCGACUGGCUCAGGAGGAACUAGACAAAGCGCACAACGCCAACUGUCAAGCGCAAAAUAACGAGAAGGAGCUGCAGGCUAGACUCAGCAACGAGACCGAAGAACGCGAACGACUUCAGCUUCAACUUCAUCAGUUGAGAAAACAGUCCGCAGACUUGGAAAACAAUCUCGAACUGACCCGUCAAGAACUAAGCAAACUGCGUUCGCGAAUGGACGAGGAAGACGAACGCUCGCGCGGUCGCGAACAAGAGCUGGUUCUUCGUUUGGAAGAGAGUCGUUGUCGCGAGCGCAAGCUCGAGGAUCAAAAGCACAAUCUGGAGGUUUGCCUCACCGACGCGACGCAACAGCUGCAAGAGCUCAAGGCAAGAUUGGGUGGUUCGGAAGGUCGCGUAAGAGCACUCGACGAGCAACUCACUCACAUGGAAGCGAGAAAGAAGGAUUUGGAGCACAAACUCAGUAGCUUGGUGCUGAUGCUGAAGAGAAUCGCUGGUGUACAACCCGACGGAAGUCUCACCACGCCGUUCAAACUUUCCAGUCCUACCAGAAGAUACAGUCCCGUCCGAACGCAAGAGCACUCCGAUAGUCGUGAGCUUAUACUUGACGUCGACGUCGAGGCCGUACGGCGGGGUAUCAAUUCGCUGAUGAAGCACUUCAUGAAAAUCGAACGCGAAAGGAACGACUACGACACGGAACUUAAGAGUAUUAGGAAACAACUUGCCGAAGGUUACGAGAGCCAAAACAAACUCGAGAUCAAGAUGAACGCUCUUGUGACCAACAUACGGAACUUGCAAGAUGAAAAAUACGCCGUAGAAGCUAAACUCACGCAGAAACAUUGUGUUUUACAACAAAUUAAUGAAAAACUGAAAGAAAAGAGCGACGAAUGCGACAGACUCAGAGAAAAGAUUGUCGCGUUAGAAUUGUCGGUCAACAGUGGUACCGAGGAAAAACUUCAAAACGACGAGAAGAUAGAGAGACUGAAGCAAGCGAUCGGUAAAAUGGAAAACGACAAGCGAAUAAUGAAGGAGGAUAUAAACAAAUUCGAGAGUCGAGUAACGCAGAUGGAAGUCAAUCGAAUGUCUCUCGAAGGCGACAUCCAACGACUUCAAAUGAUCGUCCAAGACAAGGAAUCUACCAUUCAGAAACUACAAGAACGAAACGAGUCGCAAGCGCGAACGAUGAGUAAUUUGGAAGAGCGUUGCGCCUCGUUGAAGAGUACGAUCGAGCAAUUGAACCACGCACUAGAGAAAUCAGUGGCCAACGAGAGUGAACUCAAGACUGAGAUCAACCACAUGCACAGGAAUCUCGUCGAAGUCAAUGCUCACUCUCAAAGCGACACCGAGAAACUCAAGCAGCUACAAAAGCAGCUGUCGGUGGUGGAAAGCGAUCGUCGCGUGCAGGCCGAGCGCUUGGAGAACGUGCAGUCGUCGCUGAACGAGUUGCGUCACGCGAAUCAGCUGCUGAGCGAUCAGAACGCGCGCUUACAGAGCGACCUGGCCAACGCCGAGGUCGUGCGCUCGGGUCUGGAGGCGCAGUUGCGCUUCGCCCAGAUGCCCGGCAACGGCUCGUCGAGCAGCAGCAGCAACAACAAGGACGAGGAGCUGUAUCGGCAGCUGCAGCUGGCUCACCGCGAGCGCAGUGAGCUCAAGGGCAAAGUCGACGCGCUCAACGACAAGGUAAAGAACCUCGAGAACGAGAAGCGCCAACUGGAGCGUCAAGUGUCGUGCGCUCGCGCGAGCUGCGUGCGCAGCAAGAGCUACGAGCGCCACGAGCACAGCAAAAUGCACUCGGACCUGAGCCACGAGCACUUGGAGCGCGACAAUUGCGAGUUACGCCUGAAAGUGAGUCGUUUGGAGUGCGCGCUGGCCGACCGGGAGACGGAGAUCGCCAAGCUGCGCGCCGAGCUGACGCACUCGCACUCGCACUCGGAUUUCGCGCGGAGCAGCGAGCUGGAGAAAUUCCGCGCGGCCCAGUUGCAGGCGCAAAAGUUGCUGGAGGCUCGCGAGCAGAGUCAUCGGCAUCAGGUCAUUCGACUCGAGGCGCAGAUAAGAUCGUUGAGGGAUCAGCUCAAUCAAGAGAUCAAGCUACGCCAGAUCUACGUUCACAAAAGCUCGAGAACGGGUCGAGAGAUGCAGCAAAUCCGGCACGCACUGGGCGAGUCGCUGCGCACGGUGUCGCAGGAGCCACGCCUCGACGCCGAUCUGUUGGAGCACGAAACUCGCAAGCUCGAGAUCAACACAAACGUGCCGCCGUCAUUAGCCUUGCCGGCUCCACUGUCGUACGAGCGUCGCUCGCCGUCGUCCUUAUUGUAGAGUCCUUCGUACCUAUUUCCAACACCGCUACUUUCCUCUUUCAUUCCAAGGAGCAGCGUCUCGCAUAGUGACGUGCGAUCGUUUUCUCUUCUAUUCGCUGUGCGUCUCUCCUAUUCGUAAGAAGAUCAUUCGUGAGAAUCGGCGCCAUUUCAUUAUCGACGGCAAUCGUGUUGGGCACAAAUUUAUCAUUACAUAUAUUCACAGUCGUACUGCUCGCUCCUUCGAUUUGUCGUUAUAUCGUGAACUUUAUUUUGUGUUCUUCGUGGUGUCGCUGACGAUAUUGUGUUCAGAAAAAGAAAACCGUCUAUGCGUCGCCAAUACAACGAUUGGCGUUUGCGUGUAUUUGUGAUUCUAGUCUGUGUAUUUCGUUAGAUGAUUAUUUGUAGUACCGCUGCAUUAAGUUUCUACGUUUUUAUAUCGUUUAAAUAUGUGAAUUUUCCGACCGGCCCAUUGGGCGCGUCGGUAGAGAUUGUAGACACUGGCGAAGCUUCCUUUAGUCUCGGCUCUCGAGACCAAAGUCAACAUACCUUAAAAGAAUAAUUAGAAAAAUGAAUGAAGUAAGCUUGUCACGUAGCGAAAAUUAGGAAGAUUAAAAAAAACUUAAUUGUGCGGCAGGACUGCGUCAGUUCUCUCAGAGAAUCUCUCGACAAGCAGUCCACGAAAUGACCGGUGAUUUAUGAAAAAAAAGAAUAUAGUCUAGUCAAAAUAAGGAGUAAUAAAUAAAUCUCACUUAUAUGCGUAUGUAUGUUCCUUGUUUCCUGUGUCAUUAGAUGUAACGUACACACUUAUUGUUUCCUGUGUUCGUGUUUUCCAAAAAGAAAAAAAAAACAUGGAAAUCGUCGCUUCAUUGUACUUUCCUUGUAUUUAUAUUUCCUUCGUUUGAGAGAAUGAACGAUGUGGAAUAAAAAUUGAUGAGACAUUAACACACAUUA
Molecule: messenger RNA, 7092 nt
Organism: Phymastichus coffea
Lineage: Eukaryota; Metazoa; Arthropoda; Insecta; Hymenoptera; Eulophidae
Gene: Root
Product: rootletin
Exons: 21
Coding region: 140-6160 (2006 amino acids)
Source: RefSeq, a predicted model, not a curated record